Molecule: messenger RNA, 525 nt
Organism: Eimeria mitis
Lineage: Eukaryota; Apicomplexa; Conoidasida; Eucoccidiorida; Eimeriidae
Source: RefSeq, a predicted model, not a curated record
AUGAGCAGCCUGUCGGCGACCCCCCCAGCGGGUGUUGCUGCCGCUGGCGCUGCCAGUCCUGCUGCGGCGGAAAUGGGAGCGGCAUUCACCGCGCCGCGUUCGCGCGCCUCCACAGUUGAAAACUGCUUAAUGGAAGAGUACAACAUAAAGAAAAGCAAGAAGGGACGGGAGAGCCGCACCUCCUCCAAAAGUGGAGGGCAGGGGGGCGGGGGAGUAAGGGCAAGGCAGCGGAAGGGCAGGGCACUGAGGAGGCAGACGAGCACAGCGGGGGCCGCCGUAGUGGAUUUUUUGCGAUGGUCAUUUGUGCUCGACGUUGAGCCGUUGCGUGAUGCUGUGCCAGAGGGAGCUGACAAUCUUCGGCUCCCCGUCGGUAACGAUGCUUUUGUGACCGUGCUCGAGCAGGGAAUAAACUUCUUAUUCUGGGAGUCCGGACAAAAGAGGACGUAUUUCUCGACUGAGGGGCGCAUCCCAGGCUACCAGAAGGACCUGGCAACACGCUCCACCGUUGUAUUGACUCCACCAUGA